AUGUGUGUAUAUGUCUAUACAUGUAUGUCUGUGUGUAUGUGGGUGUGUGUGUAUGUUUGUAUCUGUGUAUCAUCCUCCAUUGACACACUACCUCCUCAUUACGGCCAACUCUACUCCCGUCGUCACAUCUACGGCCAUCUGGCCUCUCCGCAUUUCCGCUCAAGUUCGUCGUCCGGCUGUAGUUCGUCAGCUACUUGUGAGCUGUACGAUCUGGCAACGGCGCACGCACUUCUUGCCCGGCAACAGCAGCUGAUCCAACAAGCAAAUUUUCCACUAAUUUCAUCGGCGGAGCUCGUUCAACAGCUGGCUCAUCAUCAGCAACUACAACAGUUGCAACAUCACAUACAAGGAAUUGUGCACCAUAAUUUAGUUGGCGACAUGGCACUCGUGUCGCAUCCGGCGACAGCGACCGCAGUUGGUGCGGCGCAAAUGUAUGCCGGUAAUGUUGUAAAACAAGAAAAGAAAUCUCAAGUACCAACUGCACAUCAGGUUCUGCAAAUGCAACAACAACAAUUACCCCAGGUAUUGAUUGAUUUUAUCGAUUUACUAGUCGUUAUUCUGGAUUCUAGAGUGUUUAACCACUUGGUUCGAACAAAGACUGGUAUAAAUUGGCAGCGAAACGGGAAAUUUUCUGAAUAA
Messenger RNA from Haemonchus placei, 639 nucleotides. The record is from the annotation of a GenBank genome assembly. NCBI's taxonomy places the organism in Eukaryota, Metazoa, Nematoda, Chromadorea, Rhabditida, Trichostrongylidae.